This is a messenger RNA of Aspergillus mulundensis, 1659 nucleotides long. RefSeq names its product MFS transporter. The record is from RefSeq and is a predicted model, not a curated record. The transcript has 3 exons. Gene Ontology annotation, biological process: transmembrane transport. Lineage: Eukaryota; Fungi; Ascomycota; Eurotiomycetes; Eurotiales; Aspergillaceae. The coding region runs from base 1 to 1659 and encodes 552 amino acids. Gene Ontology annotation, molecular function: transmembrane transporter activity.
AUGGACGACAAACAUGAGUCACCCCGAACCACCAACAUCCCAUACUGGCGGCUGGUGUUUGAGCGGGGCGUGGUCACCCAGGAGAUCAUUGACUACCCAUACCCGGGUUCCGGAACCGAGCAAGACCCGUACGUCGUGAGCUGGAUCCCUGAUGACCCUCGCAAUCCAAUGCGCUUCAGCCAGUGGACGAAAUGGACCAUCACGAUGUCAGCGGCUAUUGCAACCCUGGCGGUCUCGCUGGACUCAUCUGCAUUUACAGGCGGCGCUGCACAGAUCCAGGAAGAAUUCCAUAUCAGCACCGAGGUCGUGACGUUGGGGGUUUCACUGUUUGUCCUAGGUUUCGCAAUUGGACCCUUGCUAUGGGCGCCGCUCAGUGAGCUCUUCGGCCGGCAACCGCUCUUCAUUGGCACCUACUGCGCCUUGACAGCAUUCAACUGUGGCGCCGCGGGUGCUCAAAACAGCUGGACCCUUAUGAUCAUGCGAUUCUUUGCUGGCGCGUUUGGAUCGUCGCCUUUGACUAACGCAGGGGGCGUUAUCGCGGACAUGUUCCCGGCGAGUGAACGAGCCCUCGCGAUGAGUAUGUUUGCAGCGGCUCCAUUUCUAGGCCCUGUUCUUGGCCCUAUUAUCGGCGGAUUCCUAGGCAUGAAGGCGGGCUGGCGCUGGGUGAUGGGUCUUACGGGUGCCUUUGCCGGGGCCGUCUUGAUCAUGGGCUCUUUGCUCAUUCCCGAGACAUAUGCGCCGGUCCUCUUGCGCCACCGAGCAGCCAAGCUGUCUGCGAUAACGGGACAGAUAUAUCUCAGUAAGGCUGAGAUUGAACAAGGAAAGCCUGACCUGAGAAAAUCAUUCAAGAUUGCACUUUCACGCCCGUGGGCGCUCCUAUUCCGGGAGCCUAUCGUCUUUCUACUCUCAUUAUACUUGGCAAUCAUUUACGGAACACUAUUCAUGUUAUUCGCUGCAUAUCCAAUUAUCUUCCAGCAGGUUCGAGGCUGGAAUCAAGGCGUGGGAGGCCUUCCAUUUCUCGGCAUCAUGGUGGGCAUGUUACUUGCCGUCGUAUACACGAUCCUCGACAACAAUAUGCGUUAUGUGAAGACUGAGAAGCGCCACGGCGGCGCUGCACCCCCUGAGGCUAGAUUGCCGCCUUGUAUACUGGCGUCGAUCACGAUACCGGUGGGAUUGUUCUGGUUUGCAUGGACGAAUUCACCUUCGGUCCAUUUCAUGGCCUGUAUCAGCGCUGGCGCCCCGUUUGGGUUCGGAAUGGUCCUUAUUGUAUUAGGAGUCAUGAACUACCUCAUCGACGCAUAUACAAUCUACGCGGCAUCAGUUCUAGCGGCCAAUUCGGUCAUGCGGUCUUGCUUCGGAGCGGCCUUUCCCAUGUUUACGAAGUACAUGUAUGAAUCGCUAGGGAUUCACUGGGCCUCGUCGAUACCGGCUUUCCUAGCACUGGCUUGCAUGCCGUUCCCGUUCUUGUUUUACAAGUAUGGGGCGGCUAUUCGGAAGCGUUGCAAGUAUGCGGCCGAGUCUGAGGCCUUCAUACGCAAGUUACAGGAGCAGGUCCAGCAGCAACCAACAACCAUGGAACCAAAAGAAUCUGCUCGAGAAAGCACCGCAUCAGAGCCGGACGAGAUAAUUGGGGAGAGCGACAAGACGGCCAAGGCGUAG